Moneuplotes crassus is the source of this 925-nucleotide messenger RNA. Lineage: Eukaryota; Ciliophora; Spirotrichea; Euplotida; Euplotidae. The record is from the annotation of a GenBank genome assembly.
CACUUUCUGAGAAUAUGGAAACACAACAGUUAAAAUAUUUGCAAUUGCUGAACUCAGCUAUGCUCGGAUCACAGACCGAUCUUUUGUACCAGAGCACUCUGAUGAACUUGAGUUUGGCUCUUAGCAUUCAACCUUGGUUCCUCAACCUUGUCAACUGCAUGAAGAAGAGCAUGGAAAUCUGUCAAGAAUUGGAGUUUAUUCAGAAAAAUACUGGUGACGUGGUCAGUCUUCAAAAGCUCCUUAAAGACCUCGGCUACUGAGGCUGUCCAACUCCAAGCUCACUCUUGGACCAAGUGAACAAGACCAGGGCUGAAGAUAAGGCUGAGACAGACGAGAGCCAGAAGAACUCCCUCACUCAUGACUCUGGGUCCCAAUCUGGGGGUCUAAACCUGCACAAAAAUGCUUCAUCUGAUAGCCCAAUUUCAAACAGUGGAGUUUCAGGAGAAGACUCGAUCCUCAACUUUAACAAGCACAGAAAAGGGGAUGAAUAUCUGCUCAAAGUUCAUCCUAAUGAAGUGAAGUUUAUCACAAAUCCCAAGACUGGCAGAAAGGUCAAGAAGAUCUUCUGUAAAGCUCCUGGCUGCUCUCGUAGUUUUGACAAGAAAUGGAACUUCAAAGAUCACAUUCGCAUGCACAUGGGAGAGAAGCCUUACAAGUGCAACAAAUGUGACAAGGCUUUCACUCAGAAGGGUAACUUAGCCAAGCAUCUAAGGCAACAUCAGUUCAAGGAUUUGAAGUCCAGAAAGGUCCAUCAAUGUCCUAUCUGCUUCAAGAAGUUUACCGAGAAAUACAAUCUCAAGAGCCAUAUGAGAGCAUGCAAGAUCAGAACUGCUAAGUCAGAAAAUAAAGCAGUGUUGUCAUAAAGACGUAAGGAGGAGAACCCAGUCAGACCGAUAAUUUAAUUACUUUACCGAUUUGUAUAUAC